CUGUCAGAUCGGACUAUCGAGAAUGGUUGAGAAUGGGCCCGUUUACGAUAUAUUUGUUUUUCGAAAAGAAAAUAUCUGUAAAAUGUGAGAAAAUCAAAUAGAGGAUAUCACAACGGAGUCACCAACCUAUCUCACAUUUGUAAAUGAAUAACUAUUUUCGUAUUAACCUUUCGAUAAUAAAAUAUCAAUAAACUAUACUUUGCCUAUGACUGAAGGAAUGUAAUAUCGCUAUUUGCACAAACUACCGAAAUGGAAUCUGAACCUCCCGACAAAAAAUUCGACAUGAAACGAGAGAGGAAUUUUCCCAAUUUGGACCUAAGUACACAGCUGAAUACCUCAACUCAACCUAUUUUGGUAGUGCAGUCACCCAAAACUCCAACCUUAUCAAGAAAACUAAAAGCCGUGAGUCUAGAUUCUGAGCCACAGAAGGAAAACAGCACAAGUUUAGAACUAUCAAGAGAUGUUUUUUCAAUGCCAAACACACCCAAGAAACAGAUCAAAUCAAAGUUACUAUCCGAAUUCAACGACGAAGCAAACAAAUUGACACCAUGUUUUCCAUCAAAUCUCAAGAAAUUCGCUUCUAACACCAGCAUAUCGGGAUCCCAAACAUUGAAAACACUUCCAGAAAUUAUGACCUUGCAAGAUUUCUCGGAUAAUCAAAAUUCGAAAGCGGAACCGGUGAAAUUCAAACCUAAGGGUCUGUUGGAAAGAAGGGGAUCCAACGCAAGUCUUACCAUAGAUUUAGGUUCUAACCCGAGUAUUUCGGAACCUAAGGUGCAACCGUUGAUGCGAUUGAAUACAGCGAGAAGUGUUUCCAAUUUGAAUCUGACCACUUUUGGGACGAGUGAGAAAUGCCCUUGCUUGAAAAGGUUCGAGAACGGGAAGAAGACUGGUGAGAGGAGAAAAUCGCAGGAGACUUGUGGAAAUUGCAUCAUUUACGAGUCGGUGCCAAGUAAGGUGGAUGGUUGUAAGAGCAAGUGUCAGAUUCCGAUAAAGCGUUGCGUUUGUACGGCUUCAAAGUGUCGCAGAAAAUCUCUUUCGAACGAGAACCUUUAUGUGCCACCUUGCGGUUUCUGUCAAAAUGGUUCUUUCAAAGAAUGCAUCGGAACCUCUAAAAACUGCAAAGGGUAUCGCAAGGCUUUCUACCCUCGACAGCCGGAUAUUGAGGACAACCAGUUACUUUCCGAGGAUUUUAAGAACCAUUUACAGAACAUGCAGUAUCUGCAAACGGCAGGUUGUGUCCUUUCUAUCCAGGAUCUGAAGGAGGCUUGCGAGGAAAGUAGGGUGCCGAAGUUGCAUCAGGAGUUUUGGGAGGUUCCGUUGAACCUCCAAGAGAAGUGUUACGUGUCUGGAAGUCAGAGCAGGAAUAGAUACAAGGGUGUCUUGCCAAACGAACACAGUAGAGUUCACUUGCCAGGAGUACAAACUUAUAUACAUGCCAACUACAUUAAGGGACCUGAUUAUACCGAGACAGCUUAUAUUGCCACUCAAGGACCUAUGGCCCAUACUUGCCAAGAUUUUUGGAGUAUGAUUUGGCACACAAACUGCCAAAUCAUAGUGAUGCUCACGGGUCUUGUUGAAAAGGGGAAAAACAAGUGCGAACUGUAUUUUCCGAUUGGUAAAAGAACGGAUUCCCCCGACUCCAACAAGUUCCUCGUCAAAACCUUCAAAGUGAGGGAAAAGUUCACGUUUGACAGCAAGCAUAACUUCCAGGAAUUCGAGGAAGAAAUGGUGGAGUUCGAGGCACUGGACGAAGUCACGUUUGGUAACUUUAAAAUUAAAUAUUUGUCGGAGGAAAACUUCUUGCAGGACUGUCCGUUGAGGUACUUAGAGUUGACAAGGUUGGUGGACGGUAGGGAACCCGUCGAAGAGAAAAGGGUGAUCAAACACUAUUGGUUCACCAACUGGCAGGACCACAAGAUGGCCGAUCCCCGGUUGGUCCUCAACGUGGCCCUGGAUGUCUUGGAUAACAUCCCUGCGGAAAAAUCCAAGGAAUCUAAGCUCGAGACUCGAGUAACAAGCAACGUUGUCCGAAAAAAGGACCUGUUUAACAACCACGAAGGUAUCAGAGAGGACGAGGAACCGUCUGAAGUGAAAAAGGAAACUGCGAAGGGACCCAUGUGGUCAUCCUUCGAGAAUUCCAGGAAUCCUUUCUCUUAUUCCUUUUCCAACGCGGAGAAAUCGAGGUCUAUGGAAAAUUCCUCGGGUUCCGAUACCAACGACAACCCUUUCGACAUCAGACUGCGGAGGACCCCCCGGAUGGUGAAGAACCAAAGGUUCGGCCUGGCCAAAUCCGAGGAAUCCAGGAAGAAGGUGGGGGAGGCCAGACAGGUGGACCAGUGGGGUAGGACAGUUGGAAAGAGAAAGGAAACCGGGGGGCUGUUGAGGAAGGAUAAAAAAACGGAGGAAGCACAGAAGGGCCCCAGCAAGGCGGUGAACGGGGUUAUACCAAACAGUCCCAAGGAAUCUUCCAAAGGGACCCAUUGCCAAAGGAGACCUUCCUCGGAUAACGUCAAGGUACCCCUGGUGGUGCAUUGCAGCGCUGGGAUUGGAAGGACUGGCUGUUUCUUGGCCAUCCUCAACGGCAUACAACAGCUGAAGAACGGCCUCAACGUCGACGUGCUGGCCAUCCUGUGCUCGUUGAGACUGAACAGAGGCGGCAUGGUACAGACGGCCGAACAGUACGAGUUGAUACACAGGGUGUUGAAUUUGUUUGCCGAAGUCAUGUAGAUCCUUACUUCAAGUAACAGAAGACACAUAUCCUGGAUAUUUCGAGUUGGCCGUGGUGUAUCGUGUCGCCAUGACUACGUCAGAUUGAGGUUAUGUACGGUGGGUUUAGGCUAUGUCUAUGUUAUUGAGGUUAUGGGCAUCGAGUUCAGAUGAAAUAUCCUUUGAAAUACUCAGGUUGUUUGGUUUUAUGGGGGGUAAAGAUGAGGGCUUAGGCUUCUAGAUGAUUGGGCCGAUAUUUAUUUCUAAAUUACUUGACUAUUGUGGAGAUUACGGAAGAAUAUUUUGACAUGUUAGCAUGAAACGCUCUGUAUAUUUGUGUGUUAGUCAUGCGGGGUGUGCAAGGUGUGAGGGCGUGACCUUGCAUGUCCUGGAUAUUUGUCUGUUCAAGGUAACAAAAACUGAUAAUCAUAGAAAAUAAAUAUAUGUGAUAAUAUUUUAGAUCUUAAGAAAGGAUAAUUCUCUACUAUACAAUAUUUUUAUUAUAUUUUUGUUGAGUAAUUUUUUAACAAUUAAAUAUAUUUACCAAAAUAUUUCUUUAAGACUUUUCUAUUUUGGUUUGUAUUCGCUACUUCGAAGGAAGGAUUUCGUGAAAAGUUUGUACGUUCUUGGUUUCUCAAAUAGGUGUUCAAUAGGUAACUGUUAAGCUGAUGUAACCUGAUGUUUACUUUACGAAACUGUUAUUAUCUAUUAUUUAAUUGUUAUCGUUCUAGGUGAUUUUUUUUUAAACCUUGUUAUAUAUGAAAAAUUUGUAUCCCUUCAUUCUUCUUUUUUCUAGUUCCUUCGUCAUGUGAAAAUAUACGCGCACUGCCUAAAAAUCCUAUAUUCAACCGGAUGGAUUUCAUCUAGUGGUAUAUGAAUUUUUAGGACGUUUUUCCAUGAUUUUUUUUACACGAAUUGUGAUUCUCUAAGAUGGUCGUUGUUUCUGAAAUAAGGAAGGAAUCGAUAAAUAUUCGUUUAUUCAAUGGAGACGAAUUAUUUUGAAAACAACGAUUGAUGUUCAAAAAAAGAGUGAUUUUGUACUAUUGGUAAUGGAGUUGAAUUAAUGAAUGUAUUAGGUAUACGUGGACUUAUAGAAGACAGUUGAUGUUCCCUGAAAUUAAUAAAUUGUUUAAUCAC
Coccinella septempunctata (seven-spotted ladybird) is the source of this 3846-nucleotide messenger RNA. RefSeq lists its product as uncharacterized. Gene Ontology annotation, biological process: protein dephosphorylation. Gene Ontology annotation, molecular function: protein tyrosine phosphatase activity. The record is from RefSeq and is a predicted model, not a curated record. The coding region runs from base 250 to 2730 and encodes 826 amino acids. The transcript is spliced from 6 exons. Lineage: Eukaryota; Metazoa; Arthropoda; Insecta; Coleoptera; Coccinellidae.